Molecule: messenger RNA, 6377 nt
Organism: Solea solea (common sole)
Lineage: Eukaryota; Metazoa; Chordata; Actinopteri; Pleuronectiformes; Soleidae
Product: ataxin-7
Exons: 13
Coding region: 264-3146 (960 amino acids)
Source: RefSeq, a predicted model, not a curated record
GGAAGCACCAGGUGAAGACCUCCACAGAGGCUGAGCUCCGCUUCACUCGCGCUCUCCCGCCGCCUCCAGUCUCCUUCUCCCGGUGCAUCCAGCCGAGUCGCGCCCGACCGCGGUCGCAGUCACUGCUGCAGCCUCCAGAGCCGCGGUUUCUUUUCCAGUGUGUGGCAGCAAGCGAUCAUCCAAACUGAUGAGGAUCGGCUAAUUGACCUUAAAAUAAGUUCCUUUUUUUUUCUUUUUUUUCUUAUUUUUGACGAGCGGAAAGAAUGUCGGAAAGGGCCGAGGAUGACGUCAGGGGGGAGCAGCGCCGAGCGGCCAGGCAGCAGCUGAAGCAGCAGCAGCAGCAGCAGAUCCAGCGGGGAGAAGGCUCCACAGCAAUGGCGACUGUUGCGGAGCGGAGAUCUCUGCCGAGUCCAGAAAUAAUGCUGGGACAGCCGUGGAGCAGCUGGGUGGACGCCGCCAAACUCCACGGCAACGACGGUGCUGAAUCGGAGGAAAGUUUCAAAGACUUGGGGAAAAAUCGAGAAGCCAUGCGUCUGUGCAGAGAAGACAUGCCCAUAUUUGGCCAGUGUCCCGCGCAGGACGACUUCUACCUGGUGAUGUGCAACCACUGUGGUCAAGUUGUCAAACCCCAAGCCUUCCAAGCACACUACGAGAGAAGACACAAUUCAGCCAGCAAGCCGGCCUCCACCUCGCCUUUUCCCGUGUUGGGCAGGAACCGCAGCAGUGCCGGGCUAGGGCCCGGGCUGGGCUCGGUCUCUGUAGCUGGAGUGGCGGCGGGAGGCGUCCUCGGCCGGCCUUCAACUGCAGGAUCCAACUCUUCGACGUCAUCCUCGUCCUCCAAUCCAAAACUCCUCAAACCAGCCAAAGAGAAGCUGCCAGGCAUUCGGAGACCCGCCUACCCUCUCUACAGAAUGCUCCAGCCGGACAAGACACACCUCACCCCGGCUGUCAAGGUGGAGAAGAUGCACCUGAGGGUGGACUCGUCAGCUAAGCUGGUGCAGGCCCUACCUGCUCCCACCACCACCACCACCACCACCACCUCCACCACCUCAUCCUCCUCCUCCACAUCCUCCUCUAGCACCACUGUGAGCUCCAACACUACCACCAUCACCACCACCACCAACUCCACCUCCUCCUCCUCCUCCUCCUCUUCUUCAUCAGCCCUUAAACCAGGCCUUAACUGUCCCUCCAUACCAAAGCCUCAAUUACUGGUUCCGGGUCAGAUUCCCAAUGGCAAGGGCCACCUGCUGGACAAGAAGCAGGACAGCAGCAGCAGUGCCAGUAGCAGACGCCACCUCAGCAAGAGAGUGACAGAGCGUGAGUUCAACGCAGAUCUCCACUGUGGCGUCAUGGAUAUAACGGCUCGGAAACCAUGCACAAGAUCUCUAACAUGCAAGACACAUUCCUUAAGCCAGCGGAGGGCGGUGCCAGGGCGGCGGAAACGCUUUGACACGUUGCUGGCGGAGCACAAGAACAGAACAAGGGAGCGGGACAGGGAGAGAGAGCUCCACCCACCCCAUUCCCAGCAAACCCUCCCUCUCAGGGACCCACACCCCGCCUCCCACCCUGCCACUGCCCAUGACCCCAACCAGGUGGCUCAUGGCAACGGCCCCGCCCCAGACGCCACUAAGCCUUUGCCGCUCGGCAAACCCAAGUUUCACAGCCUUGGUCUUCCACGACUGAACAGCAGUCACGGCAGCGGCCCCCCCGCUGACCCUGCAGUCGUCCACGAGUCGCCGCACCAUCCCCAAACGAACCCCGACGGGUUUUCACGACCCUCCAGCGACGAGGGCGAGAACGAGGAGCGAGAGGACAACGCUGACAAACUGGACUGUCACUAUUCAGGUUAUCACCCUCGACCGGCAGCUUUCUGUACGUUUGGAAGUCGACUGCUCGCGAGAGGCUUUUACUCGUUCGAUCGGCGAUGGGACAAAGUGCGAUGUGCUCUGACCACAAUGAUGGACAAGCACGUCAACUCCCAGAUGUGGAAGAAAAUCCCUAUGGCCUUGGAAAACUCCUCCUCCUCUGUUGCACCAACCCAUAGGACAAGCACAAACUCCCAUGGUAGCACUCCCUCCUCAGGCUUCCUGGGCCCCCCUGCCACUUUGCCCCAGACUCCUUAUAGCCAAUCCUACGAGGGCAAAUCCAUGCUCUCCUAUGGGACCACCUUAAAUGCCCGUAGCUCCCCACAGGGCGGGGUUGAGCACCCGGCCUACGGCACCACGCAGGCCCGACAAGUGUCUUCGUUGCCGCAGAUGCCUUCAGCCCACUCGUCCUCAGCUUCCUCUUCUUCAGCUUCCUCCCUCGCCUCAGGCCGGGUGCUUAAGUCCCGCUCCUCCAGCAGCAGCAGCACUACCAAGUCGUCGUCGUCUUUCAGGCCCAAGGAGAUCUCCUCCGGCUCCUCCAUGGCCGUCAUACCCAACACCAUUGGUGGGAGCAGCAGUGGAGCCAACACUAACAGUAGCAGCACCGGCUUCAGCUCGGGGAAGAAGAGGAAGAACAGUUCGGUCCUCUCUUCAUCUCAUGGCUCCACCGAAUCCUCCUCCAAUACCAAUUACUCCUCCUCUUUCAAGAAGAACUGUGCAAAUGUCAGCAGCUCAGGGAGCACCUACCACCACAGCUCGUUAGGUUCCUCAUCGUCACUGUCCUCCUCCCACAGUGGCGUCCACAGCGUGGGACUCAACUGUGGCCCCAGCGUCCGGACCAACUCGCUCAGCCUGAAGGCCGAGUCUUCUGGAGGCUCGGCGGGCGGCUCCUCGGGGCCUCCUGCCCGUGGUCCUCCCUCAGGCAGCCCUGCAGAGUCCAUCAAACGUAUGAGCGUGGUGAUGAACAGCAGCGACUCCACCCUCUCCCUGGGGCCGUUCGUCCACCACCAGUCCUCGACCGACCACCACACCAGCUUCAGCCACCACGCCUCAGAUGGACGCCUGGAGGGCAAGAAGCGGAAAAGCUCUCCUGUCUCCAGCAGCACCAACAGUGGAGGAGGAGGAGGAGGACCAGGUCGAGCCAAAGUGGCCAAGUCACCUGCCAUUAAUAACAUCCAUGGGAAACAUGGGCGGAGCAUUCCAGGGACGCCAGGACUGCCAAACAACUCGCAUCUACAUCAGACUCUCACUCACUCUCUCUCUCAUGGCUCGCCAAAAUAAAGCUGCUCCAGCUUUGCCAACUUGUAAACAAAGGUGGGUCAGGGCUCGUGAAGCAGUGACGGUGUUUUUCCAGCUUUUCAUUUUAUUAUUUUUAUCAUUUUUAUCAUUUUAACCUCGAUGGGCAGAUGUGAAUUGUAAUAUUCAGGUAUGUUAGGUACGUCUUAACUGGAACAAACUUUAUGCACCGCCCCCCGCCCCCCGACUGUGUAACCACUAUCCAACGUUGUUUGAGAUGAUAGUGCAGGGAUUUUUGAUUUGAUCUGCCGCUUGCUUAAGGUCUAUAUUAUCUUAAAAACAUGUUGAAUACUUUAUCUCACUGUUAAAGAGUGUUUAACGAAUGUUUAACGGCUUUUUCCUGCUGCACCAAACCCCAUAGAGAAAACCAGCGUUUUAAUCUCACAGGGACGCAGGGGCCGCUGCUCUAUUGCUGCCUCAUUUGAUGACUUUGUGUCACGCGUGUAAAUCUGAACAAAGCUUUUCAAACUCCAAAAUCACUAAAUAACGCGGUUGAUGUUACUGACGGAGGCAGCAGCGGCUCAACUACCUCCAGUGUGCUGUGAACUAAAAACGCUGGUUUUCUCUGUGGGGUUUGGCGCCGGGGGAAAAGUGAGUCAUUUUUUUCCCUUGACAGAACAAUUCUGUCUUAACAGUUGGAAAAAGCGGCAAAGAAUGAAGAUUUUAUUAUUUUUAAGUGGCUAAAAGAAGAGCCCCAUUUUAACGCCGUGUGUUUGUUUGCGUCACACCCACAAACCAAAAACCUGAACUGUCCCUUUAAGUUUCAACGCCUCGCUGUAAAUGUAUAUUUGUCUGAAUUGAGAAUAAGAGUCGACGUCGCCAGGCUUUUUUUUAAAAAUUCCUUUAAGGUAAAUGUUUUGGUCUUCAAUGAUCGGAUACUUUCCCGGUGAUUUUCACGUACGUUUGCGCGUUCUUUUGCGUACGUGUCGUGUUUGACGGUGCAAGAUUCAUAGAGAUGACUUCAUAGGACAUUAUAUUUGAACUUCUUUAAUGUUUUGUUGUUUUUUUAAAACCGAAGCUCCAGUCAUGUCAGAUCGUGUGGAAAAGUUAAAAAAAAAAAAUCGUAAUUCAGCCUCUUUUUUUUUUCUCCUCGUAGCCUGAUAAUCAAACGAGUAUAGAAGUUUUCCCCCUUAUCUGAGAAUCACAUAUUUUGUUAACAAAUUGUACAUAGUCAAAUAUGUAUUUUUGCACAGGAAAUGUUUUCUUACAUUUUUUGGUACUUUUUUUUUCAAUUUUUGAAAAAAAGUAAUUAUUUAUUUACGGGGGACGGAGAGUAAAGUAAAGAUAAUGAAAAGUCAAAAACAACGCGACUAUUUUGAAAUGAUUCACUGCCAAGUCUAUAGAAUGCAAUAUGCCUCUAUACAUAUAUAUAAAUAUAUAAAUAAAACAGAAGCUGAAGCGUCUCAUGAAUCAUGGACGGAAGAGCGGUGAAAGUGUUGCCACUGUAACAUGAAAAAAACGAUAUUGUUCAGCGAUCAAGGUCUCGAUCACGCGUUGCUUUUACGAAACAUUUCCGUUGCCCGUGAAUCAACUCGUUAAAAAGAUAAGGAUUUCGGAUGCCGCGGCUCAUAUUUUUUAUUUUUUUCCCCUUAAGGAGUUUCCUGGCGUUUGAAACCCACGUCAGUGAAGACGUCGUGUCCUCAAAAUAUCCGGUCACUUCACAUCGUCGUUGCCAAACGAGUCAUCAUCAUUUUUCUUUUUAAAUCAUCGAAUUAUAAAUAAAGUGCCUAAAUUAGUUUCACUGCGACUGUUUUUUCGAGGACAGUAUUUCUUCUUUGCGUUGUUUCGUCUUUACUUGAAUGUUCAAAGUGUUUCGGGAGUUUGUCGUUUUUAACGUCUGCCUAACAAUCGACAAAAGACUUUUAUAUGAUUCGUAAACUCUAACCAUCACAGCGGUCUUGUCGUUAAGUAGGGCUGUCAAAUCUUUAUGUUGAUUGUAAAAAUGAACGGCUAACUCUGUUGCGAAGAAGAGAGAAUACUUCAACCAAGAGCCAAACUGUAGCCAAAGCGCCCUCUGCUGGACCAUGUGGUAAUUACUUGAAACAGUGCUGCACUUCUGAGCUGUGUCCACGUGGAAACAGAACUUUCCCUGUACAAUUUUUUUUUGUUUUGUUCUUAAGGUUUCCCAUAAAACACGGCAUGGACUCUAUAGUACAUAUGUCAGGCCUGUAUGUGGCGCUGUAACACUGCCACAGAAAUGCACAAAAAGGUGCAUGCAAGAUGCAAAGAAGCUUGCGAUUUUAUUUUCACGUUUAACCAAAACUUUGCAUUGAAGUGCGGCGAUUCCGACGAAACGAUACGUAGAUUUUGGGAAUGGGCUCCGUGGUGUUUUUUUUUUGUUUGUUUUUUUGGUCUUUAGCAUAUUUUUAACAUCCUUUCCUUGUGUUGCGUAUUGGUUGCAAUCUCUUUUUUCACACCGGGGCCACCGUUUGUUUUUGUUUUUUUGUUUUCAAUUGUUUAGUGUGAACGGGCUCCUUGCAACACAUGUCCGACUUUGACAGCCCUACUGUAUCGAGAGACUUGCCCCACAAUCAUGUGACCAGCGUGACGAUUGGCUGAUGGAAAAUUUGUUUUUAAGGUGUAAAUUGAAGAAAAGAGGCGCUCUGUAGCUGGUUUAACUACAUUUACUUCAGCUUGAACAGACUUUAAGAUAAAAAGUUGACAGCCCUACUGUAUCGACAGAUGUGUGCCACGCUGAUUAUACGUUAUUAGUGUUAUUACAGCAUUAAUUGAUGUAAAAGAGCGAAUCGGUAGAAACAUUUGGUUGUAAUACACAAAACAAGUUGUCCCUGCGCUGUUUGAAACACUGAGUCUUUUAUUUUGUUUAUAUAAAAAACAUCGGCCUCAGUGUGUGACUGUUUCUACACAAAGAACGUUCAAUCAAGUGUUUUCGUUUACCCUCAAACGCCACUGACAUCUUGACCUUUAGUUUGUUCUUAAAUCAGCAGCAUAGACGUGGAAUGUGACAGCUGGUGUCUCGGGGAGGGCAGAGAGUCAAGCCACCGUUCAAACUCUGUAAAAGCGUGUAUAGAUUUCCUUUUUUUUGUAUACAUUAUCAGAAUCAUUUUCAGCUGGACUUGUAUUGGCUGCUAUGUAAUUCAUGAACAAAAACUUAUAGGUUAGAAUUAAUAUUUAAAAGAGGAAUAAAGAUUGUAUAGUAUAUUUGUUUUGUAACAAGUUUCUGUAAAUAAAAAAUAAUUUAUACUGCUAUUUAUA